UCCAGCCGAGCGCACACGCACGGAUUCCGCGAGACCCCAACCCCACCCCGAGAGUCUUCGUGUUGCUUUUGAAACACCCGCGCGUGCCCGCAAAAUAUAUAAAAGAAGUGAAGUGAACAAAAUUGAUUCAAUUUCUGCUGGGGCAGCCGGAAUUAUGCCCCGCCAGCUUCGUCGUCUCGUUGCGCACUGAAAUCGAAAUCGAGUCCAAUGACCAGCUCUCAAGCUGGUGCCUGUGAAAGAGUGCACACCUUUGGUUAGACAAGAAAACACAUUGCAGACCUUGACCCAUGGCCUGUGAAGAGCUGAACCGCAAGCAUAGUUCGGUUAUAUAAUCAAAUUCCAAUUUCAAGUAACCAAAACGCAAAGUGAAUACUUACGAGAGUUUGCAAAAAAGCCAAAAAAUGCAGUUCAAAAUUGUUACAUACCCAAAAGCAUUUGUGGGCUCAUCUGGUUUGCUGCACUUCCUCCUCCUGAUUAGUUCCACAAUCUCCCGUCUGGAAUUCGCCGCUGCCCAAAAUGCUGGCGUUGUGGCCGCGGCGGUGGCGGCGGGACAAAACCAAACCCAAGUCUAUGUGACGGAGUCCUGCCUGCAGAAGCCGUACCGCUGCCCGCAUCCGAAGAUUCAAUUCUAUCUGUACACGCGCCGCACCCAGGAGCAGCCCGAGUUCAUCAAUGUCCUCGAUGCCAACGCCCUUUACUACACGCACUUCAAUCCCCGACAUCCGACGAAGAUAAUCAUCCACGGCUUCGGGGGAGGUCGCGAUCUGAGUCCCAGUCCUGACUUGCGGGAGGCCUACUUCAGCGUGGGCGACUACAACAUCAUCAUCGUGGACUAUGCUGACGCCGUGAAGGAGCCCUGCCUCAGCCAAAUGGACUGGGCGCCCCGGUUCGGCAGCCUUUGCAUAUCCCAGUUGGUCAAGUACCUCGCCCGACAUCCGCGCGGGGUGCAGCCCGAUGACCUUCACUUCAUCGGCUACAGCGUGGGUGCCCACAUAGCCGGACUGGUGGCCAACUAUCUGAAGCCCGAGGAGGGAAAGUUGGGGCGCAUCACUGCCCUCGAUCCAACGAUAUUCUUCUACGCGGGGGCCAACAACUCCAGGGAUCUGGACACGACCGAUGCCAACUUUGUGGAUGUUGUGCACACAGGUGCGGGGAUACUCGGUCAAUGGCAUUCCAGUGGCCACGCAGACUUUUAUGUGAAUGGCGGCACCCGACAGCCGGCCUGUGUAGGCUCUGCCACACUCUUCCAAACCUUGGCCUGCGACCACACCAAAGUCACCCCCUACUUUAUAGAGUCUAUAACGACGACACGGGGCUUCUAUGCCGGUCCCUGCCCCAACUUGUUUACAUACCUAAUAGGCUGGUGCGAGCCCAAGGAUUCCGAGUACGUUCUAAUGGGAGAGCACUGCUCACACAAAGCUCGAGGAAAUUACUAUGUAACCACUAAUGCAAAAGCGCCCUUUGCCCGUGGUUUCCCAGGCAAGGGGCGUUCCAAUGGCGAAUACCAGGGAGUACGGCGAUAAUGAAAAUUCUUAUUUUUCGUUGCCUUUUGCUAUGCGAUGCAGACGAGCUCAAAGCGGUUCAGAAUUCAUCUCAUAAACAAAUUUCAAAACAUUACGAAGCAACCUCGAACCUAUUCUGAACCCGACUGCAUUGUUUCAUCUUUUACACCGUAGCACUGAUGUGAUUAUAGUUUGUUUCCUAAUUGUAUGAAUCAUAUUUAUUUAAUAUAUUUUUGUUGUUAGUCUUAGCCACCGCCAUGUUUGCUGGGAGUUGGAAGAGAAGCGACAUCCAAUCCCAAGUGUUUCGGGUUCUGUACAAAUCAAUAAAUCUAAUCAUUAAGUUGUAGGCUGAAAGUUGUUUGAAAUAAAAUCAAAAUACACUCAAUAUUUGUUGGCAUAAUUCUUAACAAGUUCAUUUUAUUGAGUUCCAAAUAC
Messenger RNA from Drosophila subobscura, 1937 nucleotides. Its product is annotated as phospholipase A1 member A. Gene Ontology annotation, biological process: lipid metabolic process. The record is from RefSeq and is a predicted model, not a curated record. Lineage: Eukaryota; Metazoa; Arthropoda; Insecta; Diptera; Drosophilidae. The transcript has 4 exons. Gene Ontology annotation, molecular function: lipase activity. The coding region runs from base 402 to 1523 and encodes 373 amino acids.